UUUAUUCACUCUCUCUCUCUCCUUCUUCACCUCCUUUAUCAUCAAAUCGUCUUUGGAUUUAGGGUUUUGAAUCCCUAAACACCCAUUUGUUAACGUCCCCAUCUCACACUUUUACUUCAACUCAUACAAUCUGUUGUUCAAUGCCUUUCACUUCUCCUCUUGUUUCUUCAGGUUAUUGAAAUAUAUGGACUUUAAAAUUGAGUUGAUGAAGAAAAGGAGACAAGUAGCUAUGAAUCCGGAUCUUUGAAGUUGGUUGAUAUAGAAACAUGGAUUAGUAUAAAUUUCAAGGGUGAUAUCCAUACCUUUUUGGUUUAGGAUACUGCUGAGAAUAAUUUAUACUGCAUAGCAGUUAUGGGUUCAUAUUCUGGUACUUGUGAAAUAGUUGAAGAAUGCGAAGAGUCAAAGCCGGAACAUCAUUCUAAACGGCUGUACAGACCGCAUUCAGGAUUGGGUGUGGGUGACAAAGAUGGAAAGCGUAGUUUGCUGAAAAUGGGAUGUAAGGAUUCUCUAGAAGAAGAUAUUAAUCAGCUUUUUGAAGCUAUCAAUCUUAAAGGUCCAAAAGGAUUAAGUGUUUCAUACCAGGGAGCAAGUUCUAUCUUUUCAAAGAAAAAUGCUUUGAAGAAGCCAAUUGCAGUGGGGAUGCCCCACUCCCCUAGAAUUGGUGUUUCAGAGUGUUUGUCUCUUAAGCAGGCGUUAAGGGAUCUUUGCAUUUCUAAGGCAUCAGAAAUGGCUUCCGUGAAAUGGUUAUCGAUGUCAACUAGUUCUCCUACGGUUUCUGAAGCUGGAAGGAUAAGAAGCUUGUUCAAUUCAGUAGUAGUUGAACCUGCCAGUGGAUCUGGUGCUCUCAAAGAUGAAAACAAGGGGAGCAUGGUGGAAGUGUCUCUGGUGCCUGAAGAAAGCAAAUCGACUUCUUCUAGAAUGAUUGCUGUGCCACGUGAACCUCCCCAGAACAAGUCAUUGAGCCAAAGUGCUAAUUCUUCGCCUCGAUUUGCUCAUGCAAGAACAGAAAUUAGACCUGGCACUUCUAAAUCAACUCAAACUGAUGUUUCUGCAUCCAUAAAAGUUGGAACGCAACCUUCAAUGGCAGAGCUGCAUCGGAAGGAGAAGCACACUUCUGCAUCUUGUUCUUAUGCUGAUGGUAAUAUGCCAGAUCCUGAAAAUACCGUGCCUGCUUCAAACAAGUUACCAGAAAGAGCAUCAAUGCCAAAGUUGGGACAGAAAGGCAGGUUGCGGGCUGUUGCUUCUUCUAGCUCAAUUAAUGGUAACAGAGUAAACAGGAUGACAAGAAAGGCCCCGCGGGUGGCAAAAAUAGUUGUUAGGAGCAAAAGUACUGGCAAAAAGAAAAUAAAGCAGGAUUCCUCUACUGCCUCUUGUGCUUCUAAUAUUUCCAGUGAAGUGAAUAGAAGUUUGGAUUCCACUGCAAGUCAAUUAGUUUGUCUGAGAUGCCACUGUUCUUUGAAGAGUUUAAGUAAUGAAUCUAAUCAAGAAUCUAUAAGGUUGCAGUCGGUCGGUAUUAGUGCUGCAGUGAGCUCAAGUAAUCUGAAUUCUGAUUUGGACAAACCUCCGUUGGUUGAGAAUGACUUUAACAAAAGCCGAGCUUCUGUUCCAAGGGCUAAAAAGAGCCAAAAAUCAAGAGAAAAGGAACACUUCUCCCAAAGUUCAAGCAGCCUUGGUGAUAGUAAUAGCACAAGCAUCAGUGAUGACAGCAGUUUAAGUAGGCCUAGCUGUAGCAACAGACCACACAUGUCAAAGGAUGUAAGGUGGGCAGCCAUCCGCCACAUUAAAAUGCAGCAUGGGGUCUUGGGCUUGCGCCAUUUCAAUCUUUUAAAGAAGCUAGGUUGUGGAGAUAUUGGGACGGUGUAUCUUGCUGAGCUUAUUGGUACAAACUGCUUGUAUGCUAUAAAAGUCAUGGACAAUGAAUUUUUGGCAAGAAGGAAGAAAAUGCCAAGGGUCCAAACAGAGAAGGAGAUACUAAGGAUGCUUGAUCACCCUUUUCUCCCUACUUUAUAUACCCAAUUUACAUCAGAUAACUUGUCAUGUUUAGUUAUGGAGUACUGCCCAGGUGGGGACCUGCAUGUUCUUCGGCAAAAGCAGCCUGGGAGAUGUUUUCCUGAGCCAGCAGCUAGAUUUUAUGUAGCUGAAGUCCUGCUUGCUUUGGAGUACUUGCACAUGCUUGGAGUUGCCUACCGCGAUUUGAAACCAGAAAACAUUCUGGUUCGAGAAGAUGGCCACAUUAUGCUAUCAGAUUUUGACCUUUCACUUAGAUGCACAGUUAGUCCAACUCUCCUCAAACCUUCCUCAGAUAUGAAUCCAGCCAGGAUAUCUGGUCCAUGCACAGCAUCUAGCUGCGGAGAACCCUUCUGCAUCGAACCACCUUGUCAAGUCGCAUGCUUCAGUCCUAGAUUCUUGCCUGCUGCUGCAAAAUCAAAGAGGAAGCUAAAAGCCGACUUUGCUGCCCAAGUCAGAUCACUGCCACAGCUAGUGGCUGAGCCUACUGAUGCAAGAUCCAAUUCCUUUGUUGGGACUCACGAGUACUUGGCUCCUGAGAUCAUUAAAGGAGAGGGUCACGGAGCCGCUGUUGAUUGGUGGACCUUUGGUAUCUUUCUUUACGAGCUUCUCUAUGGUAGGACACCUUUCAAAGGUGCAGGGAAUGAAGACACGUUAGCUAAUGUUGUGCUGGAGAGCCUUAAGUUCCCAGACCGCCCCCUUGUUAGUUUCCAGGCCAGGGAUCUCAUCAGAGGGCUGCUGGUAAAGGAGCCUGAGAAUCGCCUAGGAACAGAGAAAGGGGCUGCCGAGAUCAAGCAACAUCCUUUCUUUGAAGGCUUGAAUUGGGCUUUAAUACGAUCUGCUGUUCCACCGGAACUACCGGAGUUGUAUGAAUUCGGGGUUCCAAGCAUGAUUACCCCGGAAGCAGAGAGCAAUUAUUUGGAAUGUAAAGCUACGAGAGACCACCUUGAGUUUGAGCUGUUUUGACAGAAAACGUGUAUUGUAAGAGAUGGGUUUCCAUAAGAUUACCCUUCUCCAUGGCGGGCCACGAGUGACGAACCUUGAGCCUCGCUUCCCCUCUUGUAAUCAAAGAUGUGUGGCUCAUGAUGUAUAUUUAAUUGAGAAUUGUGGGUAAAGUUGUCAUUAUAUUCAGACACCAUUAUCUUAUAUUUUAGCACUUCUUUAGCGUAA
Molecule: messenger RNA, 3177 nt
Organism: Hibiscus syriacus
Lineage: Eukaryota; Viridiplantae; Streptophyta; Magnoliopsida; Malvales; Malvaceae
Product: serine/threonine-protein kinase D6PKL1-like
Exons: 3
Coding region: 352-2973 (873 amino acids)
Biological process (GO): protein phosphorylation
Cellular component (GO): nucleus; plasma membrane; cytoplasm
Molecular function (GO): protein serine/threonine kinase activity; ATP binding
Source: RefSeq, a predicted model, not a curated record